Messenger RNA from Drosophila grimshawi, 3110 nucleotides. RefSeq names its product kelch-like protein diablo (gene dbo). The record is from RefSeq and is a predicted model, not a curated record. The transcript is spliced from 6 exons. Gene Ontology annotation, molecular function: protein binding. NCBI's taxonomy places the organism in Eukaryota, Metazoa, Arthropoda, Insecta, Diptera, Drosophilidae. Bases 401 to 2266 code for a protein of 621 amino acids.
UUUGUUGUGCAAAUGAAAAAAUGUGCAAACGCAUUAUUAAAUAAUGCUAGAUGUGUUUUUACAAUGCCCAGCACUGGCAGCAAUUAGUUAACUGUCAAGCAUAUUGUAUUGAAACGUCAAAAACUCCGUGCUUUUUGAUUGUUCGAUUUUUCCCCAAACCACAAAGUCUGGGCAAGUGCAAAAACGGGUGAUUUGCGAAUGCAUCUGCAAGGUGAAAACGCGCACGACCAAUAAUUCAGCACAAAUGUCGCAUUAAGCAAGCACCAAAAUUGCAUUUUCGAACAUUUCCGCCUGCACCUGGUUUCCGUGGACGUGCUUUGGAUCCGUGGAUAACAGAGACGCAAAGAUAGACGCCGUGUGGGGUUGGGCUUCCGCCCCGCUGCGCUUAGCGGCGAACAGAAUGGGCGAUCCUUUACUGCCGGGCUCCACCGGCCUGGGCAGUGGUUCUGCCACCGCCGCCACUGGUGGCUCGGUCACAGCGGGCAGUGGCCUGGGCAACGGUGGCACCGGUGGUGCCGAACGUCCGCCGUCACCGGCCCGUCUCACCCACACCUCGGAGAAGCAUCCGAAGGUUACGCUCACCGAGCUCAACAUGUUACGGCGCCAUCGCGAGCUCUGCGACGUCGUCCUCAACGUAGGCGGACGCAAAAUCUUUGCACAUCGCGUCAUUUUGAGCGCGUGCAGCUCGUAUUUCUGUGCCAUGUUCACCGGCGAGCUGGAGGAGUCUCGCCAAACCGAGGUCACCAUACGCGACAUCGAUGAAAAUGCGAUGGAGCUGCUAAUUGAUUUCUGCUACACUGCGCACAUCAUUGUGGAGGAGUCGAAUGUGCAAACACUGCUGCCAGCCGCCUGCCUGCUGCAGUUGGUCGAAAUUCAGGAUAUAUGCUGUGAGUUCCUCAAGCGCCAGCUCGACCCGACAAACUGCCUGGGCAUCCGGGCCUUCGCCGACACGCACUCCUGUCGCGAACUCCUGCGCAUCGCCGACAAAUUUACGCAGCACAAUUUCCAGGAGGUCAUGGAGAGCGAAGAGUUUCUGCUGCUGCCCGUAGGCCAGCUGGUGGACAUCAUUUGCAGCGACGAGCUCAACGUUCGCAGCGAGGAGCAGGUCUUCAAUGCGGUCAUGUCCUGGCUGAAGUACAACGUCGCCGAUCGGCGACAGCAUUUGGCACAGGUUUUGCAGCAUGUACGCUUGCCGCUACUCUCGCCCAAGUUCCUGGUCGGAACUGUGGGCUCUGAUCUCCUGGUUCGCUCGGACGAGGCCUGUCGCGAUCUUGUCGACGAGGCCAAAAAUUAUCUAUUGCUGCCGCAGGAGCGUCCAUUGAUGCAGGGUCCACGCACCCGUCCGCGCAAACCCACGCGUCGAGGCGAGGUGCUGUUCGCCGUGGGCGGCUGGUGCUCGGGCGAUGCUAUUGCGUCCGUCGAACGUUUCGAUCCGCAGACCAACGACUGGAAAAUGGUCGCACCGAUGAGCAAGCGACGCUGCGGCGUUGGCGUUGCCGUUCUCAAUGAUCUGCUCUAUGCUGUCGGCGGCCACGAUGGCCAGAGCUAUUUGAAUAGCAUUGAGCGCUAUGAUCCGCAGACGAAUCAAUGGUCCUGCGAUGUUGCCCCAACCACUUCGUGCCGCACAAGUGUCGGCGUCGCCGUGCUGGAUGGCUUCCUCUAUGCGGUGGGCGGCCAGGAUGGUGUACAAUGCUUGAAUCAUGUCGAACGCUACGAUCCCAAGGAGAACAAAUGGUCCAAGGUGGCGCCGAUGACCACACGCCGUUUGGGCGUUGCCGUUGCCGUCCUUAGUGGCCAUCUCUAUGCCAUUGGUGGCUCCGAUGGCCAAUGCCCGCUCAAUACUGUCGAACGCUACGAUCCUCGACAAAACAAAUGGGUGGCUGUCAAUCCAAUGUCCACGCGUCGCAAGCAUCUCGGCUGUGCCGUAUUUAAUAAUUAUAUUUAUGCCGUUGGCGGUCGCGAUGAUUGCAUGGAGCUGUCCUCGGCUGAGCGUUACAAUCCCCUCACCAACACCUGGAGCCCCAUUGUGGCUAUGACCUCGCGGCGCAGCGGCGUCGGUCUGGCCGUGGUCAAUGGACAGUUGUAUGCUGUGGGCGGGUUUGAUGGCUCAGCAUAUUUGAAGACCAUUGAGGUGUACGAUCCGGAGACGAAUCAAUGGCGCCUGUGCGGCUGCAUGAACUAUCGCCGACUGGGCGGCGGCGUUGGUGUUAUGCGUGCACCCCAGACUGAGAAUUAUAUGUGGAUACGCAAGGAUUCUGUCGUCUGAUGGGAGCCGAAGCCGACGACGUCAGCGCAAACGUUGCCGCCGCCGCAUUUUUACUGAAAAAUAACAACAGGAGCAACAAAAAAUAAACAGAACGACAGAUAACUGCAACAAAUCGAAGCCAAAUUUUUUCCAGCGUUUUAAGGUUGAUGAACAUGAUAAACGUAAAUUGUAUAAUUAAUUGUUAAUUGUUUCUCAUUUGGUAGUGCGUUAAAUCAAAACAAAUAUGCAUAGUGUUAGACAAACACACACAGAUCUACACAAUUAUACAUAAACAUAAUUAUAUAUAUAUAUAAAUAUAUAUAUAUAUAUAGAUAAACAUAUAUGCAUAUGCUAAUUAUGAACGUUCAACUAACCAAUCCAAAAUGUUCUUUGUAAAACACAGAAACACAGUUGGUUCAAAUUUCAUGGAAAUUUCUAACAUGCCUUUUCCCCAUAAAUUACUCUUAAAUUGAUGUGAAAUUCUCGAUAUACAAAAAAAAACAAGCAUUAAAAAUCAAAUAUAUAUAUAUUAAUUAAAUACUAUAAAUUAAAUGAUCGUGCUAAUUGUAAAAUGCUUAUACCAACUAUUAACCGAUCGCGUACAUAAUACUAGCGUCUCUAGGACUUAUACAACGGAUAAACGAAUUUGUAAAUGAUUUAUGCACGCGAUGUGCGUAAGGAAUAACAUGAAAAGUAAAUCUUACCAAUACUAUUUAUUAAAGUUUUAAUUAAGCGCCAGCAACAGCUUCCUAUCAGGCUUAAAAAAGGAUGAAAAAUACAAUGAAAAUUAGCUCUAACAUAGUACAUAACAUUUCAAUAGAACAAUUAACGAGUAAAUACAUAUUUCUAACUGAUAAGCUUAACA